ACCUCUGACAGCACUGUCAACGUCAGUGGGGACUUGUUGUCCUUUCCAGUUAUUGUUUUUUUAAUUCCGAUUCGGCUUGCGCCAAUUAAUUUAUCGAUGAAAGUGCUCUUUCGAAGUGGAACCAGUUUCUAAUCUCGCUAUUGAUCCUAUCUUAUCACGCAGGUAAACAAAAAAUGAGUUUCGGCGUGAUGAACGAAGUACGAUCAGGAUGACGUCCCUGUCCUCUCCAAACAUAAAUGAAAAGUUAACAAACAACGAAACUAAACCUUGUGGAAGUCCGCCGUCGAGUCCCAGGUGCAGCCCCAGGCCAAGCCCUCAACCCCAAACCAAGCAGGAGCAUCUUAAAAUUGACAUAGCUGGUGCAAACUCGAGAGAGAAUGUUUUCAAGCAUGAAGGGUCGCCCUCAAGCCAGGAGAGCUCCACUAGUCGAAUAAGCAGCGCCAGCAGCCUUGAACCGUCAUUUCCAACCGAUUUAAGGUCAGAUAUCCCUAUCAACAUCAAAGACAAAAAGGAUACUCGCACUAAGAAAAAGUCUUCUUGGUUCAACUCUUUCUACCCGACAUACAAGAGUCGAUCAGAGGACUUCAAAAAGCUUUUUGUGGACGUGCCAGGCGAUGAAAGGCUAGUAGUGGAUUACUCUUGUGCUCUACAAAAGGAAAUCUUGGUACAAGGCCGUCUGUACAUCACCCAGAAUUAUUUAUGCUUUUACGCCAAUAUUUUCGGUUGGGAAACCAAUUUGACUUUGAAAUGGAAGGACGUGGCUGCGAUUACGAAAGAGAAAACUGCCCUGGUAAUACCUAAUGCUGUGCUAAUAUGUACAAAAGCCGAGAAGUACUUCUUCACCAGCCUGGUGCAACGGGACAAGUCUUAUUUAAUGAUCUUCCGAAUAUGGCAGAAUGCUUUAAUGGAUCAACCAAUGUCUCAACAGGAGAUGUGGACAUGGGUUCACCAGUGCUAUGGCAGUGAAUUGGGUCUAACCAGCGACGACGAAGAUUAUAUAUCUCCAAAUCAAGACGAAGAUAAGUUAUCUUCCCGCUUAUCUGUGGAGUCGUUUAGUGAGGUUAUUGCCAGUCUAGAUACUGUAAUGGAUCACAUUGCUACUGAGGAUAAAAUGGAAGAUCCAAAAAAUUCUGGACAACACUCAUCCAGCCCUAACCAGUCAGUUAGUGGUGGAAACACCCAUACACAUACCGAGAAUUCCGAAUCGGAAACCGACAAACCCAUUAGCAUAAAGGAAUCCGUAAUCUUUGAAUGCACGUCUCCACAUGAAGGCAGAAUACUUCUAGAUGAAGUUUACCCGAUCCACUUGGACCAACUCUUCACCUUACUCUUUACCUCCUCAAAAUUCUACCUAGAUUUUCAUGCAUCUCGCAAGACUUCUGACCUUACUCAAACUCCAUGGACUCACAACCCUUUGGAUAAUAGCAAGAGUAGGGUUGUCAAUCUCACCAUGUCCCUGGGCCAGACUAUGGGGCCGAAAACAUGCCAGGUAACUGAACGUCACACAAUGCUGCCCUGCAGCAAAUCGGGCAGUCUCUACGCUGUAGACGUGGAAACAGUAAACGCCGGAAUUCCCUAUGCAGAUAGUUUUUACGUGACUGUUCACUACUGUCUCAGAAAAGUAUCGGAUACGCACAGUUCAAUUCAUGUAACCGGCCAGUUGAAGUUCAAAAAGAAUAUAUGGGGCCUGGUGAAGUCGAUGAUUGAACGCAACGUCUGGUCCGGUUUGGAGGACUUUUUCUCCAAACUGAAGGAAGCGUUGCAAACGGAGGGCGAGGACAACAUACCGGAACAGCGCAGAAAAUCGCGCCGCAAACGGCGAAUGCAUUCUAUGCCUCGAUACAGUAUUGAGGAUAUUCGGUUGAAUGUUCCGCGAAAACGAAUGCCCCAAGCAGGAGGAUUUUUUACCACCGAUGUCUGUACAGUCAUCGUUUUGGUGGUAUUGCUGAUUCUGCUGAUUUUAAAUGUGCUGCUCUACUACAAGCUCUGGUCCCUUGAAGAGGCGCCGCCCUCUUUCAAGCUGAUGGACUUCAGCACUCUGAAAAAUUCCCCAAAAUCGCACGACGAAUGGAUUGAACUGUUGCAACAGCAAGAAACAAUGCGCACCGCUGAGGCCCAGAAAUGGCAAUCCACUUUGAGACAUGUGGUGAAACUCCUGCGGGAAGCAGAAGAAGCUCUCGAGCAGCUGCAAAAGUCGAUUCAUCCCAACUAUUUGAGCAAAGUUCUGGAUGCUAUGCAGGAGGAGGGGUUGAAUAAUGGACAGGCCAACGGCGAGCUGUAAGUUUUACUGGGAAAAUUUCAUCCAGUACAAUAUUGAAGUAUUAAAAAUGUACCAAAGAACAUUUUGGAAUUGGAAAAAGCAUGAGUAAAUAUACUUUUAAUCGUCGUAGAGAGUGCAGAAAUCUAGGUGAUAAGCUGUAGAUGUAGGUUUCCUUUCCAUUAAUGCAUUUACAGUUUUUCAUGCCAUCAAAGAUCGUUAGUUUACAGGGGCUCUAAAAGUUGCCGAAAAACUGGGGCUAAAAACUUAAUCAUUUCGGAGAUGGGGUGAAACUCUCCCAACCCAAAUCGUUGGACACACAAAAAUGAGUUUGUUUUCAACAAAUGUUAAAACAGUUGAUUUUUUAUUAACUUACUGUCACUGCUACAAGAAUAAAAACGUUGCGAAAAACUGAGUAGAUUUAAAAUUAAAAUACAUUUAGAUUUAGAAAUUGGAUUCGCUUUGAAAGCAUGCUGACUAUUUCAAACUGCGUUUUCGACAUUUUAUAACAAAAUUUAUAGUAAAUUAAAUUUUCACACCAAAAAGUGGUUAGAAAUAUAUGAAAAUUCGAAAACUUUGUAUCAUCUUCAACAUCAUCCAUUUUUGAACUGAUCGUCCUAUUUUAGCCUCGGGAAUAUGAGGCACCGUUUUUUUGCACCUGUUAAAGACUCCCUGUAUAUAAAUUGUUAGAGUAACCUUUAUACAAGGCAAGGCAAGUGGAUUUCAUAGUUCAAUUGUUAUCCCCAAUUGCACGUUAGGCAAUUUUAGUCUAUUAAAGUUGGUCCACCUGUAUUGUUUAAAGACCACACCUACUUAGUCUUCAGAGUAAUGCUCAUUUUUCAGAGGUUGGUCUGGAAUAACUCCUGUUUAAGAAAGAGAUCCUAUUAAGAAAUGGUUUCGCUUUAAUUUUAAGAAAUUGUGAUAUACUUUUUAUUUGAUUUGUAAAUGGUAGACGUUUAGAAACCCCUGCAUGCGACUACCUGUAUUGAAGUUAGGCGGUGUUAGGUAGAGUCUAAGUUUAGCAUCUAAGUGUACACUUCUUUUGAGCGCACCAUGUACUAGGUAUCGAUAUUUUUGGCGUAAAUUAUGCAUUUAAGAGUAAUAAACAUCCAUCGAUACACAGAUGAUGAAGUAGGGUGAGGCGUAAUUUGGAAUUAUUUUAGAAGUGUAAUGAGCAAUAGAGGUACUAAAUUAUUUUUGCUUGUGUUAUUAUUUUUAUACUUUGAAACAUUGAAAAUUUUAGUAGUUUCAGCGUUAGUGCUGUGCCGGAUUGUGAAUCACUCUGUAUAGUUGGAUUCUGUGAACAGAUCAAUAUCAAACUUCUACUCUCAUUCACUAUUAUAAGUUAAAAAAACUCAGUCGUCUUUACUGUUGGCUGUUCAAGAAGUGUUACUGGUAUUUGACUAUAAAAUCGGCUGUUUGUAUUUGAAUUGUUGGUUAAUAUAUUUUUUUCAAUUA
Messenger RNA from Dendroctonus ponderosae (mountain pine beetle), 3715 nucleotides. Its product is annotated as protein Aster-B. Bases 209 to 2281 code for a protein of 690 amino acids. Gene Ontology annotation, biological process: intracellular sterol transport. The record is from RefSeq and is a predicted model, not a curated record. Lineage: Eukaryota; Metazoa; Arthropoda; Insecta; Coleoptera; Curculionidae. The transcript has 4 exons. Gene Ontology annotation, molecular function: sterol binding; sterol transfer activity. Gene Ontology annotation, cellular component: endoplasmic reticulum membrane; plasma membrane; endoplasmic reticulum-plasma membrane contact site.